Molecule: messenger RNA, 1437 nt
Organism: Peniophora sp. CBMAI 1063
Lineage: Eukaryota; Fungi; Basidiomycota; Agaricomycetes; Russulales; Peniophoraceae
Source: the annotation of a GenBank genome assembly
AUGAAGCGACGACGUUCUGAAGAACACGACGAACCCGAGCCACCCGCCGCUCAAUCCAGUCCUUCGCGCGAGUCCGCGCACUCAUACGAGGGAAAUAUCGCCGAUACAGAGACCGAUACCCAAGGCGAUCAUCCCCAUGUCAGCUCUAGCAGGCGCUCACCUGCAGCCAUACCGUCGGCAGGCGAGUCCUCUCAGGCCGACGCGCCCCCGCCGGCGAAGAAGAAACGUACACGCACUCUCACGACGCCUCAUCAAUCAGCGGUUCUUCACGCUCUCCUCGCUCAGUCCCGCUUCCCGACAACGGCUAUGCGCGAGGAGGUCGGUCGCGCCAUCGGUCUAAGUGCUCGUAAGGUCCAGGUUUGGUUCCAGGCAAGUCUCGCUUCUUUGCGCCUUAAGGCUCGCCGCCCGCGUAACCAAGCGGGUCAGGCCGCCGAGCAAGCUUCUACAGGCGCCAUACCUUUGACGAGCCUCCCGGGCCCUUCGCAUCUCGCGCAGCAGCCAUCGACGUCAUCCACCGCGUUCGCCGGUUCCUCGUCUUACGGUGCCACUACCUACGGACAGCCCUCCGCCAGUGUCAGCGUCAGCCGGGCACUCUACGAGGCCGAACUAGCACUGCGCAACUCCGCUGCCGCGGCGCCACCCGCUAGCCUUGCGGGGCCUGGUGUACCCGGACCGAGCACGUCUCUCGCGACACCUCUCACCUCUGUACCACCACCCUCAUUACCUCGCCUUCAAGCACCACCGAGCCCGGUAUCAUACGGCUACGCUGGUCGCGAAUUUACGGCACCCUUACCUCCACCCCAUCGCUAUUCAUCGCCGGAGCCAUACGGACGCCUCCCUGGACCCUAUGAAAGCAGACGCGCUUCGCCGGAGGCGCGGGUUCAUGCCCCUCGCGACAUGUCACUCAGCUUGCCACCUCUAACUCUUGAUGAAUCGCGCUAUCCUCGAGGAGUGUCGCCUGGCUCGCGUCUGCCACCCCUCGACACGAGGCCGUACUCGCAUACCGCGCCCCGCCGCUGGACCGAAAGUGACUCGAUUCUCGAGUCGCCGCUUGCUUACACCGGUAGCUCGUCUUUGCGGCGGUCACACUCGCGUUCUCCACCUUACCCUCUACCGGGAUAUACCUCGAUCGAGCGCCCUAUACUCCCUCCGCUUCGCCUCCCUUCUCCGUCGUCGCACCCGCAUCACCCCCUCUCGGCCACGUCUGUGUCUUCCGCCACACACCCUCCUCGCGGUGAAGACCUGGCGCCAUCGCCCAUAUCCCUCCGCGAACCCCGUGGAACGAUCUCCUCACCAACUAUAUCGCGCACGACGCGUUUCGAUCCCGUCCGCGCCGCCAUCAGCGACAAAGAAUCCCAGAGCCGCGCGACCACUACCUCCCCUCAACGCCCUGGCAAAGAAGCGGGCACGCCGCCGUACGCCUCACCGCCCGCAUAA